AUGGCUACGGAAUCUAUUACUGACCUACGGGUGAAAAUACACAACUCGUCUCAUACUCGAGCCGCAGAGUUUGAGAAGAAAGCACACACUAAACAGAAAUCAUCCAGUUCCAACACGCAGAAAAAAAAUAUACCAAGGUCUAAAUACGAUGAUUAUAACACUGAGGAAAAGGAAGAAGAGCUGCAGAAAGUGAUGUCGGGCAUUCAGCAGCGUCGUUUGUUUACCGAAGAUGAGUGUAAACAUAUCGAGAAGAAAAUUGACAAGGUCGUCAAACUGGCCGAUUUGGGGCUGUAUAAAGAACACACGGUUGAUAGAGCUCCAUUGAGAAACAAAUAUUUCUUCGGUGAAGGCUACACUUAUGGAGCACAACUAGCAAAGAAAGGCCCAGGAAAUGAGCGACUGUACAGCAAGGGAGAUGUGGAUGAAAUCCCAAACUGGAUACAUAGAUUAGUGAUCCGCCCACUUUGUGAUGCUGGUGUUAUCCAGGAAGGUUUUGUCAAUAGCGCGGUCAUCAACGAUUACAAGCCGGGAGGUUGUAUAGUCUCGCACAUUGACCCACCCCACAUUUUUGAGAGGCCCAUUGUCUCUGUGUCUUUCUUCAGUGAGAGUGCUCUCAGCUUUGGCUGCAAAUUCACCUUUAAACCGAUCCGUGUUUCCAAACCUGUUCUGACCUUGCCUAUAUCCCGGGGAUGUGUCACUCUCCUCAGUGGGUAUGCAGCAGAUCAUAUCACACACUGUGUCCGGCCAGAGGAUGUUGUGUCUCGUCGUGCGGUGAUCAUUCUCAGGAGGGUGAGAGAUGAUGCCCCGAGAUUAGAACCAGAUGCGGAGAUCCCAUCUCCUUCCAGAAAGCGAACAAUGCUUUCCUCCAACAACAACCUGGCGCGCAUUCAGAGCAGGCGUUCUUCCACAAGCUCCAGCAGCGAUGAAAGCAUUAAACCAGUCAAAGUCAGCUCCAAAGUCAUCUGCCUGACUGAUGAAAAGGAUGGGAAACUAACUACUCCAGACUCACCUAAGACAAUUAACAGAUAG
Messenger RNA from Candidula unifasciata, 1029 nucleotides. Lineage: Eukaryota; Metazoa; Mollusca; Gastropoda; Stylommatophora; Geomitridae. The record is from the annotation of a GenBank genome assembly.